AUGAUCCAGUCUGCUCCUGAAGACAACUCGGCGUUUCAAGAGCGCAUGUUUGCACACUGUCUGAAUUCGGCUAUCAACGCUCUCGCCGCCGAGCUCGAAGGCGUCAGAGAUUUUCUCUGGCAGACGAAGACCAAUGAGGUCGUUCUCCUCAAUCAAGUAGGCAGCACAGAGAGUCGGGGAAAGAAAGCUCACAACGUCGCUCAAACGCCGAUUUACAUUGCUGUCGACGAAUGCGUCUCCCUACUCCAGGGCAGAUUCGCACAUUGGAGAGAGACGAAAGCUCAAGAUCAGCUCAGUGGCCUACGCCGUACUUGGAACUACAUAGAGCAGAAAGGAGGCAAUCCCAUCUUCUACCUAUUGCUCAUCGAUACCAGCAGCGCGGCGACAGAACUGUUUAAACCUCAGCGGUCGUGGUCGGGCAAUUGGGCUAGUCUUUUGUUCGCCGGAGAUCCAAACUCGGUCUUCUCUGGCCUGACCCACGACGUCAAUUAUCAAGUGGCGCCCCCAGUGUUCUCAGCAGAACAGGCCUUCACGCUGGAACACGUGAAGACGUACGGACGUCCUCUUUGGAAGGCGAUCAGCAGCGGUGCGUUUUGGAAGACAAUGGCAGCCAAGAUCCUUAGCUGCAACGGGUCGUACGAUGAGGCAACAUCCGUCUUCAACAACCUUGACACAUCGUCGGCGCUCCACUACAACAUUGUUGCUCCUCGACUCGCACUGCAAUUUGUAACGACCGAAGGACGAGAUUAUCGUGGUCAAGAUGAUCUGGCCAAAGCUUCGGUCCAUCGGCACAUGCGCAUGUUGCAAGGAGUCCGGGAGGGAUAUCGACUGGACAUUGGCUCGCCAUCGGAGCCGCCGCUGGCCAUCGGUGCUGCCCUCAUAAUGUUGGACCGGGAGCGCCAUCCGGAUCGCAGAUUGCAUCAGGAACGCGCGAGGAGACGAUACUCCGACGUGCUUGGCAAGUUCAGAACAUUCUGUCACCAGCUAUUGAAGACAGCUGUGCUUCGGGGUAGUUUUGGGGAGCUGACUGCUCGUAUCAUCUCGAUUGCGGCCUGGGACGCAGCACAUAUCGAGGCCGAUACUAGGACCGACCAAGAUGUGGAUCUCACACCCACUGCGUGCGAUGAACAGGCAGCGUCGUCCCCUGCAACGCACUUGCUCCCCAGCAUCGCUCGCCCCAUCCCACUCCUCGAUCUCAUCCGACAAAUUGUCUCGCUUGACCAACCGUCCUUCGAGCGGGUCGAAGCACGGGUGGCAUGGGUGCGCAACGAGGCAGCAAAGGUGCUCGACGCUAACGAUGAAGCCCCCAACGUCGAAGCGUGGGUCAGCUUCACGCACUUCGACACGCUGCCUCAAAAAGUGGACGAGAUCUCGGGCGACUUUCUGUGGUAUUGCUGGAAGCGAGGUCUCGCUAUCCAAACGGAGCCCUCACAGGAUGGGAUUGAUGGAAUCAUCCCUGUCUUUCUCGGCGACCUCAAGCGGCCGUUUGACACACUGCCUGCACGCAGCGGAUCCGUCGAAGGUCGCGCUGCGCGCUUCAUGACGUACAUCGCGUUCGAGGCAAAGAACCAAGAGGAGUCGACAUGGGGGCGCGAGGCUGCAGAGGCACUGCGUGGGCCAAACAUCUGCGGAGUCUCGCUUACCAGCUCAAGCCUGCUUUCAUUCUACAUGGACCUGGGUGCCACAGGCAAGAAGGACGACUCGGGCGCAGAUGAACGCUCCGCAGACCUCUGUCCACCUUUGCCCGUUGACGGACCCAAGAGGCCGAUGGACGAGGCUACGACCGAGCAGAGAAAGAGACAGAAGACGAGCGAGAGCAGUGCAGGAAUCACACAUAGCAACGAUUCCGCUGCUCCGCCUGGCGUGGACCCCGAUUUCCUCUCCAUCGUGCUUCGCGGCAUCGCGUCGCAACACGUCUAUCCGUGCCUGGACACGCUGGGCAUUCGCAGCAGGAUUCGGGAGCUGCUUCCCACCCCUGGUGCCGACAACCAGCCCACAGAGCCCGACACCCCUGAAGGAGACGACGAUGUGGACAAUGAUGCGGACAAUCGCGUCCUAGGUCCUCUCGACGUGCACGCGCCCAACGCAACGUUCCUGUAG
Kalmanozyma brasiliensis GHG001 is the source of this 2100-nucleotide messenger RNA. RefSeq lists its product as uncharacterized. The record is from RefSeq and is a predicted model, not a curated record. The coding region runs from base 1 to 2100 and encodes 699 amino acids. NCBI's taxonomy places the organism in Eukaryota, Fungi, Basidiomycota, Ustilaginomycetes, Ustilaginales. The transcript has a single exon.